Balaenoptera musculus (blue whale) is the source of this 5501-nucleotide messenger RNA. It is a transcript of the gene SPINT1, whose product is annotated as serine peptidase inhibitor, Kunitz type 1. Gene Ontology annotation, molecular function: protein binding; serine-type endopeptidase inhibitor activity. Lineage: Eukaryota; Metazoa; Chordata; Mammalia; Artiodactyla; Balaenopteridae. The transcript has 10 exons. The record is from RefSeq and is a predicted model, not a curated record. Bases 2854 to 4764 code for a protein of 636 amino acids.
CGUGCACCAAUGAAGACCCAACGCAGCCCAAAAUAAAUAAAAUAAAUAAAUAAUUUUUUUAAAAAAAGAAAAGGCAGGGGGCACAGAUGACUCCCAAGUGACUGGGACAGUGAGAUCAGGAGAGAAUAUGGAGAGAGAAGCAUUUUGGGGCUAAAUAUGAUCAAUGUGGAAGUUGUGAUGAUGUAGUUUUCUCUUCACCAUGGAAGCAUUCCAUGCUCACUAAAGGAAACUUCGGAAAUAAUUUUUAAGCUAGGAAGAAGAAAAUGUUACUUCGAAUUCCCAUCAUUCAAAUGCCAUCGCUUUCACCACUUUGGUGGACUAUCUUAGUCUUUUUUCCCCUCGUGUGUAGGUUUUGUCUUCUGGAUGUAAGAAGCAGCAUAAGGUAGUGAGAAAAGUGUAGUUUUUGAUGUCAGAGAGACUUGAGAUAAAAUUCUGGCUCUGUCACUUUUUUCAGGUGUCAAAUGUUUUAUCUGUAUUAACUCAUUUAACCCUCAUACUAACCCUGUGAAGCCCCACUUCAUAUACAAGGAGGCUAAGGCACAGAGGGGCUAAAUAAGUUGCCAAAGGCUACAACUGAUAGUAAGUGGCAGAUUAAAGAGUUAAACCCAGUAGUCUUGAGUCUGAAGCCCACAAGCUGAACCCCUACACAGUCUUGCCUCCCACUCUUCACUGCGUGACCUUGAUGGAGUUUAGUGAGCCUCUCUGCAAAGCAGAAACUAUUCUCAGAGCUGUUGUGGGAAUCAGAGAUCACAGAUGUCGAGUGUCUGGCACACAGCAGGCAUCUCAAAUGGGGGUUGAUCAUCACUUGAAAGUUUGUGUUUCAGGCAAGUUGAAUCUGAGGUGAGGGUGGAAUUUCCAGCUGAAGUCAGAAUUGUAAGUUCAGUAAAGCAGUGUUUAGGUGCUGAAGCAACAGACUUGGCCUUCCUGGACUCCAAUCCCUGCUCUGCCACCUAACUGCCACGUGACCUGACAAGUUCAUUCACCUGUCUGAGCCUGUUUGCUCAUCUGUAAAAGGGGAAUAAAAAUAGUACCUACUUUCUUGGUUUGUUUUGAGUAUAUGGGGCAAUGCGUGGGAAAUACAUAGGGUUUGGGCAAUGUCAGGGCUUGACAGAUGUAGGUUUUUGUAAUGGUGUAUGUGAUGGAAUGGAAGUAAUGUGUAAUGUGUAAUGGUGUAAUGGAAGUAAUGAUUAAUCUGUAGUAAUAUUACCAUAAGGUUAACAGUCUCCUGUGUUAGGAUUCUUGUAUGCAUAAGGUAUUGAAGGAGGCAGGAAUCAAAUCUCAACAAAAUCUUUUCUUUGCAGUAACUGCACAAUCAUAUGCUUCAUUCCUGGUGUACCAUCAUUGCUCUAUGUUCCCCACUGUGCCUGGGGCAGUGGAAAAACCCAGAAAAUCCAGAGAAAGGGAGACAGAUCUCAGAUUCCCACCCCCAACACUCAUAAUGUGGGCAGCUAGGGAAUGUUGCAGUUUAGCCAGGAAAAUGAUUGAAGGGUUGGCUACAGGACCUAGUAGGUAAAGCUGCUCUAGAUAAGAAAGUAGGAAGACCGUUCCCAUUGGGCUGGGGUUUGUUAAGUCAUCAUGAAAAGGUGUGGAAUCUCUUUUGGGGGAAAGCAUUAAUAGGACCAAUCUUGCUCUGUAAAGAAUGGACUGUAGGAGGAGUUCUUCUCUCAGGAAAUACAAUGAGCCUGGCUUCAAGGAGUCCAUGGCUCUGUGAAGGUCAUUAGCUCAGCUACUUUGGUAAGCUGGAAUUUCUAGCUCCCAAGGAUGUUACUUCACUGGAAGAAAGCAGCCAGCUCUUGACCAGGAGCACCCCACCUGGUGAGAGAGGAGAGGGAUUCUGCAGAGAAGGGAUCAGCCCACCAAGGAGGCUAACAGGGACUCAGCUCCGACAGUGACCCGAAUAAUGUAAACGUUAGUACAAGAUGAGGAAGGGUCUCAAACCAAAAGGAACCACUGCAGAUCAAGCAGGGAAGCCUGGCCGCUGGAAAUCUCCUGUUUCUCACUCUGACAGAAAGGAGGGCUUCCGGAGCUGGCAAAGGUGGUGACGAUGGAGCAGGCAUCCUGGAUUCCAGUUACCAAAGGUGCAGCCACGCAGUUUCUGGGAUCUCUUCCGGCCACAAGAUGGAAAUGAUUUCCUGAGGGCUGACGACGACAGCGAGAUCUUUUGCAUCGGGCUUUCCCCCAUUUCUUCUCCGCCGGCCCCUUCCCAAGCACCUUAGGCCUGGGUCUGGGAAUGCCGGCCCGGACCGGAAAGGGAGGCCGGAGGCAGCCGCCCCAGAGCGCCUGACCCACCCUCGGGUGCCUGACUUCGCUGAAGCGUCCUCCUGACCUGUCCGGGCCUCCGGGAAUAGGGGUGUACUUCUGGGGUGCGGGGAACCCCGCGAGGCUGGACUCGGUGGAUCCAGAGGCCCGGGGCUGGGCGCCCCAGCCUCUGAGCCCCUUUGGGCACCAGGCUGAGGGAGAAGGGUCGGGGAUCCCGGGGAUGCGGAUAGGCGGUCCGGAAGCUGGGGCUGGACAGGCGCACCGGGCGUGGGUGGAGCCGGCGGCGCCGGGGUUAAUGUCCGCCCCGCCCCGGCCGCGUUGACUCAGUUUCACCAGAAACUAGGUGGGGAGGAGGUGGCAGAUCCCCAGCGCACCGGACACCGGGGCGGAAGCUGCGGCCCGAGCCGCGCAGGAAGCCGGGACCGGAACUUCGGCUGGCCCGGCCCCACCCCACUCACCUGAGCAGGUAACCAGGGCCGAGGUGAGCGAGGAGGAGGUGAAGCGGGUUCUGAGCAUGUUUGGCCCUUUGUUCUCUGCUCGUUCGUGUGUCCGGGUCGCUAUCACCCUCGGAGCUCAGGGGCCCGCACUGUGAAGAUGACCCCCGUGGGGAGGAGGGCGACGGUCCCUGGGGGGAUGAUGGCCGGGGCCCGCCUCUCCCAGGCCCUUAUCCCAGCGGUCGCCGUGUGGCUCCUUUGCGCGCUCGGCCUCCUGGGCACCGAGGCCGGGCCGCCGCCCGUGCCCCCCAGUCUGCUCACGGCCGACAACUGCCUGGACCGCUUUACGCCCGGGGUGCCUGCCUUCGUGCUCGACACCGACGCCUCGGUGAGAAACGGCGCCACCUUCCUGCGCUCCCUCACCGUGCGCCGCGGCCGGGACUGCGUGCACGCCUGCUGCAGCUCCAACGACUGCAAUCUGGCGCUGGUGGAGUUGCAGCCCGACGGCGGGGAGGCCGCCAUCGCCUCCUGCUUCCUCAUCAACUGCCUCUACGAGCAGAACUUCGUGUGCAAGUUCGCGCCCAGGGAGGGCUUCAUCAACUACCUCACGCGGGAGGUUUACCGCUCCUACCGCGAGCUGCGGACCCAGGGAUUCGGAGGGUCCCAGAUCCCCAAGGCCUGGGAAGGCACAGACUUGAAGGUACAGCCACAGGAACCCCUGGUGCUGAAGGGUGUGGAGAGCACAGAUUGGCACCUACUGCAGGGUGACACAGACGUCAGGGUAAAGAGGAAUGAUCCAGACCAGGUGGAGCUGUGGGGACUCAAGGAAGGCACCUACCUGUUCCAGCUGACAGUGGCCGGUUCAGACCAGCCAGAGAGCACGUCCAACAUCACAGUCACCGUGCUGUCCCCCAAGCAGACAGAAGAAUAUUGCCUCGCAUCCAGCAAGGUGGGCCGCUGCCGUGGUUCCUUCCCCCGCUGGUACUACAACCCCACAGAACAGAUCUGCAAGAGUUUCGUUUAUGGAGGUUGUCUGGGCAACAAGAACAACUACCUUCGGGAAGAAGAGUGCAAGCUUGCCUGCCGCAAUGUGCAAGGCCCCUCAGUGGAAAGGCAUCAUCCAGGUGGGCUUUGCUCCUGUCCCUAUUCCCCUCACCCCUGCCAGCUCUCCAACCUCUCUCAAGUCCAGGCCCCUGACCACACUGCCCUGGCCCACCAACCCAUUCCUACCAUCAGGAUGAAGGCCCACGAGUGCCCCAGCCCUUGCAGCCCAGGAUCCUCCUGUCAGCUUCUGCCCAUUUUGUGUGUAGGAGGGUAUAAGGGACAGGGGUGGAAAGGGAACCGGGGUUGUGUCAUGAUGCCACCUUGGGGUAGAGAGGGCCAGGUAGAUGAUGGACUCCUGGUAUUUGCUGGCCUCUGCUUGAGCCUGACCUCACCGUCCACCCCGUCCCGCCCCCACCCAGUGUGCUCUGGCACCUGUCACUCCAGCAAGUUCCGCUGCAGUGAUGGCUGCUGCAUCGACAGCUUCCUGGAGUGUGAUGACACUCCCGACUGCCCCGACGCCUCCGAUGAGGCCGCCUGUGAAAAAUAUACCAGAGGCUUCGAUAAACUCCAGAGGAUCCAUUUCCCCGCAGAUAAAGGCCACUGCGUGGACCUGCCAGACACGGGCCUCUGCUUGGAGAGCAUCCCUCGCUGGUACUACAACCCGUUCACUGAACGCUGCGCCCGCUUUACCUAUGGCGGUUGUUAUGGCAACAAGAACAACUUUGAGGGGGAGGAGCAGUGCCUUGAGUCCUGUCGUGGCAUCUCCAAGAAGGAUGUGUUUGGUCUGCGGCGGGAAAGCCCCAUUCCCAACACAGGCUCCGUGGAGGUAGCCAUUGCAGUGCUCCUGGGCACCUGCAUCGUGGUGGUGGUAACCAUCCUGGGUUACUGCUUCUUCAAGCACCAGAGGAAGGGCUUCCACAGACACCGCCACCACCACCCCCCACCCUCUACCCCCACCAGCACCAAGGUAUCCACCACCGAGGACAUGGAGCACCUGGUCUACUACCAAACAACCCGACCCCUCUGAGCCUGGGGCUCUAGAGGGCUCUGGCCAGUUCUCACCUGGCCCUGCUUCCUCCUUGCCAAGAUGGAGGCCUGGGUUGAGGAAGACUUUGGGACCCGACUCCUCCAGCCUGUUCUGCCUCCAGGGCCAGGGCUCCAGACCCUCUUGGAGGUGUCUCAGCUAAGCUCAGGCUACUUGUUCCUGAGAAAGCUCAAGGGUCUGCAAGGAGCAGAAAACCUCUGAGCCAGGAAUCCCACGCAUGGUUGGACCCGUCUGCCUAGGACUUCAGAGGAAGUUGGAAUUUUGCUUCCUGUUCAGAGCUGCCUGCCCCCAUCCCAUGACCUUGGGAAGGGGCCUGGGGUGGCGUCAGAGGCUGGAGGCCCCAACUCCGUCCUCCAGAGCUGCCCCUCCCACCCUGCAAAGUCCAGGGCUGGGGUGCGGGGGAGGACGUCCCUGUAUAUUCCGUGUUGUACAGAGCUGCUUUCUGUUUAUUUAAUGCCGUGGCGGGUGGGUGAGAGGAGUGGAAAGCGGCUGUCUGGUCGCUGCCGCCUCUUCCCCUUCCCCGCGGAGCGAGCCCCAACCUGGCCUGGGCUGGCACACACAGCCAGAUCUUCCGCACCCCCCAGGGCCCUGCAACAUCACACUCCCUCCUGCUCCCCUACUUCCCACCGGCCCCGGUCCACCCACAGUGUAAUAAAGUGAUUUGUCCUGUGAGUCUCCUGCCUCUGCUCUGUGGGCCACGAGAGGGACAGAGCUGCACG